This is a messenger RNA of Bombina bombina (fire-bellied toad), 569 nucleotides long. RefSeq names its product TEN1 subunit of CST complex (gene TEN1). Gene Ontology annotation, cellular component: CST complex. Gene Ontology annotation, molecular function: telomerase inhibitor activity; telomeric repeat DNA binding; single-stranded DNA binding. Bases 151 to 522 code for a protein of 123 amino acids. NCBI's taxonomy places the organism in Eukaryota, Metazoa, Chordata, Amphibia, Anura, Bombinatoridae. The transcript is spliced from 4 exons. The record is from RefSeq and is a predicted model, not a curated record. Gene Ontology annotation, biological process: negative regulation of telomere maintenance via telomerase.
CCCAGCAAGUGACAGCCCGGACCCGCCCCCAACCCGGCUGUCACAGGACACCUAGCAAGGAACUACAACUUCCGGGAUUCAUUGUGGCGAUCAGGCGGUGUGACGUCACUGAAUACUUACAAGACUGACUGUGAAAUCUGCAGAAACAGGAUGUUGCCAUCAGUUGCAGCUUAUCACUACUUAUGGGAGAUCAGUACAGGCGAAGUCCCAGGUGGCGCCACCGUGCGGACUUUUGGCAGGCUUAGCAGUUACAAUAUGGUGCAGUCAGAGGCAACGCUCACAGCUCAGCACUCCUCUACACUUCAGCAGCUGCGAGUGAGCACCAAGUUCGUUGAGCCCUUUAUCGCCCGAUUGGGCUCUUAUUUUUUGGCAUUGGGGGAGCUAGAAAGAGAUGAAGGGGCCCUGCCAGUCCUACAUGCUCGCUUGUUGACCUGCAUCGAUGGAGUGGACUUCUCCCGUCUACAGCAGGCAGUCGAGGAGCAAAGAAGAUAUUUCAAGGAACGAGAAGCAGCAGGAAGUUGAUAUUGUUGUUUGGAUAUUGGUUAAGAGAAGUAAACAAAAUCAUCUGC